Molecule: messenger RNA, 2273 nt
Organism: Chinchilla lanigera (long-tailed chinchilla)
Lineage: Eukaryota; Metazoa; Chordata; Mammalia; Rodentia; Chinchillidae
Gene: Ccdc82
Product: coiled-coil domain containing 82
Cellular component (GO): nucleus
Source: RefSeq, a predicted model, not a curated record
CGAGGCUGAGCGGGAAGCGCCGACGCCCGCGGAUGGCGUCCCGGGCGGGUUCGGCGUCCCGGCGGCUUGGUGCGAUGCCAGCUCUCGGAGCGGACCGCGCCUGUCUCGUCGGGUAGCGACGCUGCUCCGAGCGGGGCGGGCGUUUCCGUAGGUGUUGGGCAGCUCUUUGGUUUAUUAAUGACUACUCUCCAAAUCUCCUUGUGAAAAAGUAAAUCAAGGAGGAGUGACGUUUCACGAGUGAAUGGAUCCCUCGGGACAGUUUCAUAAAACGGCCUGGGAUUCCACUGCCCUUCAAAUCUUAAACUACUGCUGAGGUUGUUUGUACAGCAGAUAUGUUAUUGGCAGCAGUCCUUGUACAGCCCUGAACGUGGAAUCAGGAGACCUGGUUUGCAAUCCUUGCUGUGUCACUAACAAGCUGUGUGUGACCUUUGAAGCUUAAGUGAAAAUGGAACAUGUUAGAAGACAUGAAACAAGAUCACAUUCUAAAACUCAAAUGCCUAAGCAAAAAUCUCGAGUUGAUUGGAGGCGGACCAAAAGAAACAGUAUCUCACAAUUAUUUGAUAGUGAAGAAGAGCUUGAUAGCAGUGAAGAUCUAAGUAGCGAUGAAGAGCUUCAUAGCGAUGAGAGUGUUGACAGUGAGGAAGAGCUAGAUUGUAACGAGGGGCCUGAUGGUAAUAAAAUACCAGAAAAUGAAACAGAAAUUAAAUUAACCAAAGUUGAAAGUGGAGGAAGCAGCAAUACGCAAUUCAUUAACACCGGUGACAGUUCCACACAUGAAGAAGAAAUAAACAAUCAUAGGUCUGUUGACUUAGAUUGUGAAAAGGAUCUGAGUCAAGAGGAUGAUACCAACAAACACACUGCACCAAUCAUAGAGGAAGAUUUAGAAGAAGAACAAAUCAAACGAGCAAAAAGAAAAAAGCUAACUUCUGUAAUGGAUGACAGUGACGAUAGUGAUGACAGUGAUAUCUUAGCUAGAAAAGCAGGUGGUAAACGUCCACGUAGAGUGGUUGAAGAUGAGUGUUCUUCGGUGGAAAUGGAGCAGAGUAAUCCUGAAAAAUCAUUAGCUGCUCGAAAGCGAGAACAGCUGCAGAAGCUGAAGGAGCUCUCCAGGCGAAGAUCUCGCCAGAGAAGCAAUAGUUGCAGAGAUUCUGAGGACUCUGAAAAGGAAUCCUGUCCAAUUGGUGAUGAAGAUGAGGAGGAAGAGGAUGAUUCUGAAUAUGAUGAAGAUGGAGAUGAUUGUACUGUUGAUGACUUUGUACUACAGGAUGAAUGUGAUGAAGUGAAUGAAAGUCAACAAGAAGAAAAAUUGACCACCUCACACCUGAAAUUAGUGAAACAGAAUUCUCUGUAUUCUUUUAGUGACCACUAUACUCACUUUGAAAGAGUGGUAAAGGCUCUUCUGAUCAAUGCUUUAGAUGCCUCUUUUUUGGGAACAUUGUAUGAUGGCACCAGGCAAAAAUCAUAUGCACAAGAUAUGUUGACAUCUCUUCAUUAUUUGGAUGACCGCUUUAUUCAGCCCCGACUGGAGAAUUUAUCUUCUAGGAGUCGUUGGAAAGAGCAGUAUAAGGAGCGAGUAGAAAACUAUUCUGUUGUAAGUAUCCAUUUGAAGAAUCCGGAAAGCUGUUUUUGCCAGGCUUGUGGACUGCAUCGCUACUGUAAAUAUUCAGUGCACUUAUCGGGAGCGCUGUAUAACACCAGAACUAUGGAAACAGAUGAUUUCAUGUCACAUGAUAAACAGGUGUUUACUGUUGGCAGCACCUGUGCUGAUCGAACCAGAAUUUACCAUAAACUGAAACACUUUAAAUUCAAACUGUACCAGGAAUGUUGCUCCCUUGCAAAGACAGAAGAAGUUGAGGAUGAACAGGUGAAGGAAACAGUGGAAAGAAUUUUCAGUCAGUCAAAAUCAAGUGGCUGGAUUGAAGAGAAAUAUGAUCAACUUCAAGAAUAUCUGAAUUUUGCGGAUUACUUUCAAGGAGAGAAGUUUGAAUUGUAACACAUUUCCUUCAGAGAAGAUUUUAUAAAUUCCUGUAAAUGCGAAGAUCAUGAAUGAGUCUUGUUUCUCUGUAUCAUGUGGCAUAUUUGUAUAUGUUUUUGUGUAUAUUCAUGGAAAAAUACCUUGUUUAAAACCUGUGUUCAUCUAUAUUCCCAUGAAACAGCACUCUAUACUCUAAUAAAACUUUUAUUUGGCAUACAGGAAAGGUAUAAGUUUAACAGUUUUUAAGUCUGUAAAUGUAAAGUUUAUCAGUGUCUUUAAUAAAUGACUAUCAAGUGAA